AUGCCUUCCGAAAAGCCAUUUCACCAUAGGACUACCCUCAAACAAAUCAAUAAACCCUUUAAAUCAAAACAUGCAACAAAGGGAGCUCUCAAAGAUCAGGCAAAAGGAAAAACGAAUCGUAAGCCCAUAAAACAAGUCCGGUCAAAUUUUAUUUCGAAGGCCGAUCGUCGUAAUGCCGCAAAAUUGGAACAGCAGAAAAAGAGAGCCGAAAUAGUAAAAACUAAUAGGCUAUUUGAGGGGCGACACGGCGCGCCUAGAAUUGUGGCAGUCGUUCCUUUAUGUUCAGAUGUGAAUUCAUACGAUGUUGUAAAAAGUAUCUGUUCGAGUAUCGACCAACCGAUUCCAUCAGUCACUAAAGGCAUAUCUUUCUUAAAUGCCGAACGUUUCAAGCAAAAAAUUCAGUUUGUUCUAUUAGAUCGUAACUUUAUCGACAUCAUAGACGCGUGCAAAGUUGCAGAUUUUAUUUUAUUUGUAAUCUCUGCAGAUGUGGAGGCAGAUCAAUUUGGCGAGUUAUGCCUUCAAGCGAUUCAAUCGCAAGGUUUUCCAACACUAAUUACAAUAGCUAUGCACAUGGAGAAAGUUCCACAAAAGAAACGAAAUGACGUUAAGAAAUCAUUGUUGAGUUUCAUUAAUUAUUUCUUUCCAGACGAAGAAAAAGUUCAUGUUUCAGACCAGUCACAGGACGUCCUCAAUGUACUACGAAUAAUUUGCACACAACGUCCUAAACAAAUAUUAUGGAGGGAAACAAGGCCAUAUAUGCUUGCAGAAGAAUUGAUCUUUGACGCGGACAGUAGUGAUAAUUUUGGAACUCUCAGGGUUUCCGGAUAUGUUAGAGGAUUAGCAUUUUCAGCAAACCGAUUGGUGCAUUUACAAAAUUUCGGUGAUUUUCAAUUAAAUAAGAUUACCACAUCAAAUCUAAAAAAUCACGAGGAUGGUCGAGACAUGGCGAAGGAUAUUCAAAUUUUGGAAGUUCCGAAUCCAGGCGAACAGGAUUCCCUGAUCGCAGAAAAUGAACCUAAUUUAAUGGAAAGUGAUCAAACCUGGCCAACCGAAGAAGAAAUGUCUGGAUAUGAACACCGCGCAAAACCAACCGGAGAUAUACCAGAUGCGCUUCCGGGUACAACUCCAAGUAGAAUUAUUAAGCGUGUACCUAAAGGGACGUCGGCCUAUCAAGCUGCUUGGAUAGUUGAUUCGGAAUCAGAUAGUGAAUAUAUUUAUAGUGAUGAAGAAGGGGAUAUUAGUAUGGCUUAUGAAGAAGAGUCUAAGGUUGUUGAUGUGAAGGACACACGUGAGGAUGAUGAUGUUGAAUACGAAGAAAUUGAAGUUGAAGACAAAAAUAGUAAAUCAAUGAUUCAUAUGGAUCAUGAGGAAGAGGAAAGACAAUUAAAAGAAUACUUGGCUAAGCGGGAAAAGGAACGUAGAGAUGAUCUCGAAUUUCCUGAUGAAGUGGACACGCCACUAGAAAUUGCAGCCCGCACAAGGUUUCAGAAAUACCGUGGUCUGGAGAGUUUUCGGACUUCUCCAUGGGAUCCAUAUGAAAACUUACCAAUUGACUAUGCUCGCAUUUACCAGUUCGAAAAUUAUAAGAGAACGAAGAAAAGAGUAGUAUCAUUAGCUUCUGUUGGUGGAAGUAAAGUAAAGGUUGGUGCACUUAUUACUUUACACAUAGCCAACAUCCCUAGAGAAUUAGCAGAGACGUACGAUCCAUCUCGGCCAUUCGUUGUUUUCGGCCUUUUAGAAUAUGAACACAAGAUCUCUGUAUUGAAUUUCGUAAUUACACCUAAUAGCGAAUACCAUGAUCCUGUAAAAUCCAAGGAUCCACUCAUAAUGCAUUAUGGGUUCCGACGUUACAAAGUAAGCCCUCUAUACUCGCAAAAUACGUUAGGAGGCAAAGGAACCAAUAAUGUUCAUAAGUACGAGAGAUUCCUUAAUCCCGGUAGGACCUGCGUUGCAACAAUAUAUGGUCCAAUUCAAAUUGGAAAAGUGCCAGUGACCCUUUACAAAGAAACGGAUGACGUUAAUUCACCGAUAUUUGUUUCAAACGGAUUUUUUUCGAACUCGGAUCCACAACGAAUAAUUGCAAAGCGCAUUAUUCUCACCGGACAUCCGUUCAAAAUCAAUAAAAAAUCGGCCGUUGUAAGAUACAUGUUCUUUAAUUCUGACGAUGUCUUAUGGUUCAAGCCAAUUCAACUGGUCACAAAGUAUGGUCGAAUUGGGCAUAUCCGCGAAUCUUUGGGCACCCAUGGAUACAUGAAAUGCAUAUUUGAUUCACCCAUAACCCAACAAGACACCGUUAUGAUGAACCUAUAUAAGCGAGUGUUCCCAAAAUGGAAUACUACGCUAUUGUGGCGUGGAGGGUUAAAGGCAACAAAUGCGACUUCGAGCGAAGAUCAAGGCAAAAUGAAAGAUUUGAAGAUUAACGAACAGGAUGUUGAGAUGACAGUGUGA
Messenger RNA from Acaulospora morrowiae, 2448 nucleotides. Lineage: Eukaryota; Fungi; Glomeromycota; Glomeromycetes; Diversisporales; Acaulosporaceae. The record is from the annotation of a GenBank genome assembly.